Fraxinus pennsylvanica is the source of this 1683-nucleotide messenger RNA. The record is from the annotation of a GenBank genome assembly. NCBI's taxonomy places the organism in Eukaryota, Viridiplantae, Streptophyta, Magnoliopsida, Lamiales, Oleaceae.
AUGGCUGAGGAAGAGAGGUGGUGUAUGGUGACGGGUGGGAGAGGCUUUGCAGCGCGGCAUUUGGUGGUAAUGCUAAUCAAAUAUGAGAUCUUUAAGGUCCGUAUAGCGGAUUUGGGUCCCAGCAUUGUGCUGGAUCCCGAUGAGGAGAAAGGGGUUCUCAGGGAGGCCCUGACGUCUGGCCGCGCUCAAUACGUUUCCACUGAUCUUCGUGACAAAGCCCAAGUACUUAAAGCUUGCCAAGGGGUGGAAGUUGUUUUCCAUAUGGCUGCUCCUGAUUCGUCCAUUAAUAACCAUCAGCUCCAUCACUCUGUCAACGUACAAGGAACCAGUAAUAUUAUUGAUGCCUGUAUUGAGAUGAAAGUAAAAAGACUUGUGUAUACUAGUUCUCCAAGUGUUGUCUUUGAUGGAGUUCACGAUAUAUUUAAUGGGGAUGAAUCGUUGCCCUAUCCUGCUAAGCACAAUGAUUCAUAUUCUGCUACAAAAGCUGAAGGAGAAGCCCUAGUUAUCAAAUCAAAUGGUUCGAAUGGACUUCUAUCAUGCUGCAUUCGACCUAGCAGCAUUUUUGGCCCUGGUGAUAAGUUACUUGUUCCAUCUUUAGUUGCAGCAGCAAGGGCUGGGAAAUCAAAGUUUAUUAUUGGAGAUGGAAAUAACAUGUACGAUUUCACUUACGUGGAGAAUGUGGCACAUGCUCAUAUAUGUGCUGAACGAGCUCUGGCAUCAGAAGGGUCUGUAGCAGAAAGAGCUGCUGGUCAGGCAUACUUCAUUACCAAUGCGGAACCAAUCAAAUUUUGGGAGUUCAUGUCUCUUAUUCUUGAAGGCCUUGGUUAUGAAAGGCCAAACUUUAAGAUUCCUGCCGCUGUUAUGAUGCCAAUUGCACAUAUGGUGGAGUUAAUUUAUAAGCUUUUAGCACCUUAUGGAAUGAAGGUUCCACAGUUGACUCCUUCAAGAAUUAGACUUCUGUCUCUUAGCCGAACGUUUGAUUGUUCCAAAGCAAGUGAUCGUCUUGGCUACACACCAAUUGUACCACUCCAGGAGGGCCUUAGGAGGACUAUUGAGUCAUACCCACACUUGAGGGCUGAUGUUCCAUCCACAAAUGAUAGGCCAUCUAAAGCUGCCUUACUUCUCGGAAAUGGGAAGGUUGCUGACACUCUUCUUUGGAGGAAUAAAAAGCUAACGCUAACAGUACUGUUGAUCUUGGCUGCAUUUUUCUUCAACUUUAUUGCAACUGGAUAUACCAUCAUAACUGCGGUUUCCAAGCUUCUUCUGGCAGCAUCAAUUUUCCUUUUCAUCCAUGCCAAGUUACCAGAGAAAAUACUGGGAUAUAAACUUGAAAAAAUUCAGGAGUCAAAAUUUCACAUUUCAGAAGAAAAGUCUCACCAAGUUGCUCUGUCAGUGGCGUCAAGGUGGAAUUCUGCAAUAAUUUGUUUAAAAUCACUUUGCAAAGGAACUGACUCGAUACUUUUUCUAAAGGUGGUUCUCUCUCUAUUGGCUCUCAGCAUUCUUGGAGCUAUUUCUCUUCACAAUGUGUUUGUUAUAGGAGUUCCCAUUGUCUUUCUUGCCUUUGUCGUGUAUGAGAAAAAGGAAGAGGAGAUAGAUAAAUUGGUCCUGAAAAUCCUCUCACUUGGUUGCAAAUUGAAGUCAUGCAUUGGGUGCUUCGUCUUUUCUUCUGGAAUUGAAAGAUAA